Phodopus roborovskii (desert hamster) is the source of this 2044-nucleotide messenger RNA. RefSeq names its product histidine rich calcium binding protein (gene Hrc). The record is from RefSeq and is a predicted model, not a curated record. Lineage: Eukaryota; Metazoa; Chordata; Mammalia; Rodentia; Cricetidae. The transcript is spliced from 6 exons. The coding region runs from base 16 to 2013 and encodes 665 amino acids. Gene Ontology annotation, molecular function: calcium ion binding.
CUGCUAAGCAUCCCCAUGGGCUUGCAGGGGCCAUGGUUGCAUAUGUGUCUCCUUUGGGCCACAGUGGCCAGCCUGCUGGUCCCUCCAGUGGUGACCCAGGAGCUGAGAGGGGCUGGACCGGGCCUUGGCAACUGGAACAACAAUGCUGGCAUCCCUGGGUCUUCAGAGGACGUGUCAGUUGAGUUCAGCCACCACAUCCACAGCCAUAGGAGCCAUCAAGGUGAAAAGGACAGAGACCAUAGAGCAGAGGAUGAAGAUUUCUCCAAGGAAUAUGGCCGCCAGCUCCACGAUCACAGGUACCCUGGCCAUGAGGCUGGAGAGGAGAAUGCCUCUGAAGAGGUCUUCAGAGGGCAUGUUAGACAGGCCCAUGGGCACAGAGGACACGACAAUGGAGAUUUGGGGGACUCAGCAGAGCCUGACACCCACAGCCAGGAAGAUGAAGAUGAGGGUAGCAUUGUCUCCAGUGAGAACCAGCGUGGCCAUGGAGGGGAAGAGGGCGAUGGAGAGCAGGGUGGGGUGGGAGUGGAGGAGGGCCCCGGCGGUAAACACCAGGCCUGUGAUCGUCAGAGCCUCUCAAAGGAAGGGGGCAAAGAGGGUUCGGGUGAAUACCAUCAUGCCCACAGCCACAGAGGCCACGAAGAUGAGGACGAAGAUGGUGAUGCCACUAAGCAUGGACACCAGGCCCACGGACAUCGGCACCAGGAGGAGGAAGACGAUGGUGGCUCCGAUGGAGACCAUCAUGCCCAGAGCCACAGACAAGGAGGAGAAGAUGAUGACGAUGGUGACUCCAGUGAAUAUGGACACCAGGCCCAGGGCCACCAAGGCUUCAAAGACAGAGAAGAUGAUGAUGAUGGUGAUGAAGAUGAUGGUGAUGAUGAUGAUGGUGAUGAAGAUGAUGAUGGUGGUGAUGACGAGUCCACUGAGCAUGGGCACCAGAUCCAAGGCCUCAGAAGGGGAGAAGAUGAGGAUGAGUCAGACGAAGACUAUCACCAUGUCUCCAGGCGUGGACACCAAGGCCAUGAAGAUGAAGAUGAAGAUGAGGCUGUCUCCACUGAGCAUGGGCACCACUCUCCCAGGCACACUCACCAUGGUCUUGGGAGUGAGAAUCAGAGAGAGGACGAAGCAGUCAAGUUCAGCUACCAUGUUGUAAGCCACCAACCCCAGGGCUACAACCCUGACAAGGAGGAGGGCUUCCCAGAAGAGUAUAUGACAGAAGUCCCUGGCCAUCACCACCACAGAGCCUCCAAGCAGGAAGAUGAGGACAUUUCUGCUGAGUUUGGCCUCAAGGUUCCCAGCCACAGGCCACAAGAUCAAGAUGAACAGGCCAGCCAGGGUCACAGAGAGUCUGUCCAAGGUGACACUGGUCACCGGCCUCUGCAGCCCACAGGGGCUGGUUCUGAAGAACCAAGGAAGGAAGAAGGCCACAGCUCUCAAGACAGAGAGGACGGUACCGGGACGAGCAGAGGAGCUCACAGUGAGGAGGAGAGGGAGGAGGAGGAUAGCCAUGGCCUCCCCAUGAGCCAGGAAGAGGAAGAAAAAGAGGAGGAGAGUAGGGAAGACAGAGCUGAAGUUCUGACUCCACUGAGCCAUGGCAGAAAGCAGGAGGAGGAGGAGGAAGAGGAGGAGGAGGAGAUGGAGCUCCUGGAAGAAACCCUGCUACCUUUCACCAUUAUCCCAAACCCCUUGGCUGGGAGGGAGGUAGCCAGAGAAGGCUCCAGUGAGGAGGAGAGCCGUGAGGUCACAGGUCAGCACGAUGCCCAGGAGUAUGAGAACUACCAGCCGGGGUCUUUGUGUGGCUACUGUUCUUUCUGCAAUCGAUGUACUGAAUGUGAAAGCUGUCACUGUGAUGAGGAGAACAUGGGGGAACACUGUGACCAUUGUCAGCAUUGCCAGUUCUGCUACCUCUGUCCGCUGGUCUGUGAAACCCUCUGCACCCCAGGAGGCUACAUAGACUAUUUCUCCUCUUCCCUGUACCGAACCCUGGCUGACAUGCUGGAGACUCCAGAGCCCUGACCUGGCUACAAGUUGUCACAAAUGCACCUCU